Saprolegnia parasitica CBS 223.65 is the source of this 414-nucleotide messenger RNA. RefSeq lists its product as hypothetical. The record is from RefSeq and is a predicted model, not a curated record. The annotation marks the transcript as partial. The transcript is spliced from 2 exons. Gene Ontology annotation, biological process: phosphocreatine biosynthetic process. NCBI's taxonomy places the organism in Eukaryota, Oomycota, Saprolegniomycetes, Saprolegniales, Saprolegniaceae. Gene Ontology annotation, molecular function: creatine kinase activity.
AUGUUUGCUAAAGCCCUUCGCAGCAACGCCCACGUCGUCGCCGGCGUCGGCGCCUUCACGCUCGGUAUCGCCGGCGGCCUCCACCGCCCCGCGACCGAGAGCGCGUCGACGCACUCGGCGCUGCAGGAGAUCGCCCUGCGCCUUCGUGCCAUUGAGCAGGACCUCGGCCUCAAGUCGCCUGAAGACGCCAAGCCCAAGUACAACAACUACCCGGUCUUGUCGCCGAAGCACCGGUCGCUCAUGGCCAAGAACCUCACGCCUGAGAUCUACCACAAGCUCGCGGGUCGCGCGACGGCGUCCGGCUACACGCUGGACCAAGCGAUCCAGACCGGCAUCGACACGCCGCACCUUGGCGUCGGCAUUGUCGCUGGCGACGAAGAGUCGUACGUGACCUUCAAGGAGCUCAUGGACCUC